GCUCGCGUCCCGGCUCUCCAUGCUGGGCGCGGCCUUCGGGCCGGGCGUCUCUGGGCCGUGGCACGGGCUGGCGGCGUCCCCCGCCAGCACCGCCGCCGCAACGCUGACGCCCUCGCCGGCCCACCAGUCCGCCUCGGACUUCGCCACCCCCAUGGAGGCGGCGGCUCUGCCGGAG
This is a messenger RNA of Prorocentrum cordatum, 175 nucleotides long. NCBI's taxonomy places the organism in Eukaryota, Dinophyceae, Prorocentrales, Prorocentraceae. The record is from the annotation of a GenBank genome assembly.